AUGGACAUGUCAGAAGCCACAUCAGCAGAUGUUGAGGAGGAGGAGGAGGAGGAGGAGGAGGAGGAGUUGGGUUCCGCUCACGUUGUUUUUGCCUUCCGACGAAGACAAUGUGUAGUAUGCGCCAAGGCCACGACCGAGUGUGCAUCCAAGGGGCGUUGACGAUUGGGACCCAGAAUUCAUCUCCAGGCAGCAUGGUCUGCGCCGACGUGGGCGAUAAAAUCACCAAGGACAAGUCACCAAGUCGUCGGCUCAGACGCCAGGAGUGCAUGCGGUUCCGCGUAGAAUUUGUUCCUCGUCUCGGCGGGAAUGCUCAUCGGCGGAGCGAAGAUAUUGACAAGGAUGGUAAUAUCUCCAUCCCAGAGAGGAAAGCGGAGGCUCAUCAGGCGAUCGUUAAUGCCCAACAGUAAACAGGGCAGACGUCCCACAAUGUCGUUUCGUAUGGCGAAGGUGACAUUCGCGCCUCGCCGCUCUGCCCUGGGGCGACCACGCCAGAAGAAGGUGUAGCCGGCACCCACCUCCUCCAGUUGGCCUUGUUCGGAGAAUCGGGUCUCUCUGAGUGCGACGAUGUCCACCUUGUAUUGCGCCUGUUCUCGAGCUACUAAUGCCGUCUUCCGUUCCGAUCGGGUGCCCCCCGGAUUGUCUAGAAGGGAACGAACAUUCCAGGCCGCCAGAGUGAGCGGACUCACGCUGCCAGUCAGCCGAGAUGGGCGACGUGAAUGAGGAGGAGGAAGAGGAGGAGGAGGAGGAGGAGGAGGAGGGGGAGGAUGAGGAGGAGGAGUUGAAGGAGGAGGGAGCGAUGGCGGGAAAGGAGGAGUAG
Messenger RNA from Spirometra erinaceieuropaei, 817 nucleotides. The record is from the annotation of a GenBank genome assembly. Lineage: Eukaryota; Metazoa; Platyhelminthes; Cestoda; Diphyllobothriidea; Diphyllobothriidae.